Molecule: messenger RNA, 366 nt
Organism: Gigantopelta aegis
Lineage: Eukaryota; Metazoa; Mollusca; Gastropoda; Neomphalida; Peltospiridae
Product: serine/arginine-rich splicing factor 2-like
Exons: 1
Coding region: 1-366 (121 amino acids)
Source: RefSeq, a predicted model, not a curated record
AUGACAGAAUCGCGAUCGCGAUCGCGAUCCACUUCUUCCCGAUCCCGAUCCCGAUCUGUGUCCAGAUCACGGACUCGAUCAAGAACUAGGUCUCCGGUAGAAGCCAAGACGAGUAAGAGAGGUGGGACAAAAGGCGGAUCCAGGAGCCGAGGUCGUUCGAGGGGAAGUAAGCGAAAGAGGUCUCAAAGCAAAAAGUCUAAAUCUCAUUCAAAGAAACGAAAGCGAGGAGCCAGCUCCAAAAAAAAGAAAGGCGGAAAAAGAAAAGGAAAAGGUGGGAAGAAGCCAAAGGCACCGGCAGAUCCAAAAGGAAAUCCCAAGUCCGCGACAGGACAGGAACCCACUCCCACACAGGCCGCGGUUGAGUAA